AUGUUUAAACAAACUGCUACACUCUUUCAGAAAGCAGCAUCUGCUGCAAAGCCAUAUGCGAAUAUGCUAAAAGACCCAAGCCAAAAGUAUAAAGCUUUCAAAGGAGUCGCUUUACCUGACAGAACUUGGCCUAAUAAGACGAUCACUAAGGCUCCAAGAUGGUUAUCCACCGAUCUUAGAGAUGGUAACCAAGCAUUGCCAGAUCCUAUGUCGAUUCCAGAAAAGAAAGAAUAUUUCCAUAAGUUACUUGAGAUUGGGUUCAAAGAAAUAGAGGUUUCAUUUCCAUCAGCUUCUCAAACUGAUUUUGAUUUUACCAGAUAUGCUGUUGAGAAUGCACCAGAAGAUGUCUCUAUUCAAGUUUUGACCCAGUCUAGAGAACCAUUGGUUAGAAGAACAGUCGAAUCAGUCAAAGGUGCUAAGAAGGCUACAAUCCACAUUUAUUUAGCCACCUCUGAUGUUUUCCGUGAUGUUGUAUUUGAUAUGUCAAAAGAAGACGCUGUAAAGAAGGCGAUUGAAACCACCAAGUUAGUGAGAUCAUUGACCAAAGAUGAUCCAAGUGCACAAGAAACUGAAUGGGCUUUGGAAUUCUCUCCAGAAUGUUUUUCUGAUACUCCAACAGAAUUUGCAGUAGAAAUCUGUGAAGCUGUCAAAAAUGCAUGGGAGCCAACUGUCGAAAAUCCAAUUAUCUUUAACUUGCCUGCAACUGUUGAAGUUGCUUCUCCAAACAUUUAUGCUGAUCAAAUUGAAUAUUUCUGUAAAAAUAUUACUGAACGUGAGAAGAUAUGUGUUUCUGUUCAUCCUCACAAUGACAGAGGGUGCGGUGUUGCAGCAGCAGAAUUAGGUUUAAUGGCUGGUGCAGACAGAGUUGAAGGUUGUUUAUUUGGCAGUGGUGAACGUACUGGUAAUGUCGAUUUAGUUACUGUUGCAUUGAAUAUGUACACUCAAGGUGUUGCUCCAAACUUAGAUUUCUCCGAUCUUGAAUCUGUUAUUGAAGUCACUGAAAGAUGUAACAAGAUCCAAGUUCAUCCAAGAGCUCCAUACGGUGGUUCGUUGGUUGUGUGUGCCUUUUCCGGAUCGCACCAGGAUGCCAUUAAGAAGGGAUUCGCAAAGGCUGAUGAAAGAGUCGCUAGAGGUGACACCAAAUGGGCUAUUCCAUACUUACCAUUAGAUCCAAAGGACAUUGGUAGAACUUACGAAGCUGUCAUUAGAGUCAACUCUCAAUCUGGUAAGGGUGGUGCAGCAUGGGUCAUAUUAAGAUCAUUAGGACUUGAUCUUCCAAGACAACUCCAAGUAGCAUUUUCAAGUAUCGUGCAAGAGAGGGCCGAUAGACUUGGAAGAGAAUUGAUGACAGAAGAAAUCAACGACUUAUUCAGAGAACAAUACAUGUCGCAUGAUAAGUCUCCAAUCACUCUCGAUGGCUUCGACAUUCCAAAGCCAGCCUCGUCUUCUUCCAAGAACAACCGUGAAAUCAACGUUUCCAUACAUGUUAACGACCAGCUUGUAAGCAUUACCGGUCAAGGUAAUGGGCCAAUCUCUGCUUUCAUCGACGCCAUCUCCAACAAGUUUGGCACCUUAUUCGAGGUCGUCAACUACUCAGAACAUUUACUAGGCUCUGGAAGUCAGGGUAAGGCCGCAACCUACAUCGAAUUGAGCUACCUCAACCAGAAUGGCGACAGAGUCUCCAAAUGGGGAUGUGGAAUACACUCCGAUGUCUCUGAAGCUUCCAUCCAGGCCAUUCUUUCUGUGGUUAACUCUUCCAUAGAAUCAAAAGAAAUCCCUGUAUGA
Molecule: messenger RNA, 1785 nt
Organism: Debaryomyces tyrocola
Lineage: Eukaryota; Fungi; Ascomycota; Pichiomycetes; Serinales; Debaryomycetaceae
Source: the annotation of a GenBank genome assembly